AAAGAAAGAGAGAGAGAGCAAUGGCGAGUGAAUACAGAUGCGUGGGAUGUGGGUCGAGGGUUAAGUCAUUGUUCAUUCAAUACUCUCGGGGAAACAUUCGUCUAAUGAAAUGCGGAAACUGCAAGGAAGUCGCAGACGAAUACAUCGAGUGUGAACGCAUGAUUAUUUUCAUCGAUUUAGUUCUCCACAGACCUAAAGUAUACAGGCACGUCCUCUACAAUGAAAUUAAUCAAGAAACUGUUAAUGUUCAGCAUCUGUUGUGGAAGCUGGUCUUUGCUUAUCUUCUUCUAGACUCUUAUAGAAGCUUGCUACUGAGAAGAACUCAUGAGCAUUUGAGCUUGGUUCUGAUAACUAUGAAGGUUCUAGUCGACGUCCUGUCUACAAAUCUUGCAUUUCUCUUCUCUUUUGCCAUUGCUGCUAAGGUUUUGCUACAUGAAGUUUCCAGAAAAAGAGAGAUUCUUUUGGGGAUAUUAAUCUCAAGUUACUUCAAGAUCUUUAUGCUAGCGAUGCUGGUAUGGGAGUUCCCAGUGUCAGUGAUCUUCAUUAUAGAUAUACUUGUCUUAACAUCCAACUCCAUGGCUCUUAAAGUGAUGACUGAAUCAUCCACGAGCAGAUGCAUAGUUGUAUGCUUAAUCGCGCACACAGUUAGAUUCUUGGCGGGUCAGAUCUUUGAGCCAACAACAUUCUUCACACAAUUUGGAUCCAUUGUUCAUCUGUCUUCUUUGUUCAAAAUCUUAUGAUCCCACCAUCAUCUUCCAUUGUAAUCUUUUGUUUUAGAAUAAAAGAUGACAUUGCAGUUUGCAAUAUAUCACUUGACAUGUAUUGAAUAUCUAUGUACCCAAUUAUAUGUUGGCCCAUGUGAAAGUUAAAUCGGGCCUUUAGCAAGGA
Messenger RNA from Brassica oleracea var. oleracea, 888 nucleotides. Its product is annotated as protein arv1 homolog. The record is from RefSeq and is a predicted model, not a curated record. The transcript has 9 exons. Gene Ontology annotation, cellular component: Golgi apparatus; cortical endoplasmic reticulum. NCBI's taxonomy places the organism in Eukaryota, Viridiplantae, Streptophyta, Magnoliopsida, Brassicales, Brassicaceae. The coding region runs from base 21 to 740 and encodes 239 amino acids. Gene Ontology annotation, biological process: sphingolipid metabolic process; intracellular sterol transport; sterol metabolic process.